Ctenopharyngodon idella (grass carp) is the source of this 1269-nucleotide messenger RNA. RefSeq names its product coiled-coil domain-containing protein 122. The record is from RefSeq and is a predicted model, not a curated record. The transcript has 4 exons. Lineage: Eukaryota; Metazoa; Chordata; Actinopteri; Cypriniformes; Xenocyprididae. The coding region runs from base 479 to 1081 and encodes 200 amino acids.
ACAUCCGUCAUUCUUUCCCGCUGUAAUGAUGGACAAUCACAGGUAAAGUUUAUCAGCUAUACUUCAGGGGAAAAUGUAGUAAAUUCUCAUCUAUUUAAAAUGUAAACUGCGAAAUUGUGUCUGUAAUGUUUGAUAACAGUUGGUUAGCUCGGUUUUGUCGACGCUACGGCAUUUGAAGCUUUACUGACAGAAAUCAACCGUUAGACGACAGACGGAGUUUCUGAAGGCGGUUCCUCAGGCCAAUUUACAUUAAGAUAAUCAAGUAUAAAGUCGUAAUGACCACACAGACCCGUUUGUUGUGUUCAGACAGCAGGACUUUCCUCUGAAUGACGCACUACAGGAGGUUCUGCAGCAGGGGGCGACGCGCGCGCGGGAACUGAGAGACGCGCAGCAACAACUACACACACUAGAGGUGUCUCUUGUGGAAGCGGAUCAGAGCUGCGAGUCUGUGUGUUCUGGUGUGAAUCUGAAGGAGAAGAUGCUCAGUGUCGUUCACUGUGACAUGGAGCAGGUGCACCGCAGCAUCGUCAGUCUGGACGCACAGAUUCAGGCCGUCCUGCUGGAGAACCUGAGGCUCAGAAACUGCAUCGAGGAACAGCAGGAGAAGUCCCGCUCGCAGCUGACGCAGUUCGGCUCGUACCGCAGCGAGAUGCAGGAGUACCGGACGGCCGUGUCUGUGCUGGAGAGCCGAGCAGACGUCCAUCAGGAGCUGCAGCAGAAGGAUCAGGAGGUGCGAGACCUGACAGCCGCGCUGGAGGAGCUGAAGACGGAUCUCCAGAACCCAGACGGCAGUGCUGUCCGACAGGCGCAGAAGGACAUUGACUUUCUUAAGGUGAAUAUUCAUGAAGCCCGACAGACUGUGAGGGAGAGAAAAGCUGAACUGGAGAACGAAGAGCGAACGCAGACGCAGCUGAGGAGAGAGAUCGAGAUUCAGCAGCGCAGAUUCGAAGCCGUCCUGAAGCGUCUGCGCAGUCAGCUGAAGAAGGCGCAGUCGGGUCACUGGCAGCUGCGCGGUGAUGUCACACACCUGGAGAAGCAGCUGCAGGAUCUCAGGAGUCAGCUGGAGGAAGAUCAACGCUGAGAGAAACAGGUUAUGCUUAUGUUUGAGACACUAAGUUAAAUGUGUUUGGAUGCAAAGCUGUUCUGGAAACGUUUGAUUUAAACCGAAAACUAUUUUUCAUAAGAGGAAAGAUUGAAGAGCUGAGAAAUAUUUUAAACUUUCAGUGUUCAACAGUCCUUCAAUAAAACCUCCCCAAAUUAACAUUUAAA